Zymoseptoria tritici IPO323 is the source of this 1311-nucleotide messenger RNA. RefSeq lists its product as uncharacterized. The record is from RefSeq and is a predicted model, not a curated record. Lineage: Eukaryota; Fungi; Ascomycota; Dothideomycetes; Mycosphaerellales; Mycosphaerellaceae. The transcript is spliced from 2 exons. The coding region runs from base 1 to 1311 and encodes 436 amino acids.
AUGAGACCUUCGCCGAAAUUCUCGAGGAGGACCUCCACCAACGACAGCGCUCUGGGUCGAAAGAAGUGUGGCCACGAAUUCAAAGCAUACGGCUCCUCCACUCCAUUCCAACUCGAAGCCGCCCGGAGUGCUGAUUCCAGAAAAAUGAGUCGUCCUCGGUACACGCACUUUCUGUACCGAGGUCUCCUUUUGCGACCUGGCAGAUCGCUUUGCAUCGCACUGGUUAUUUGCAUUCACCUUCGUCGCGGACACGGAUUGGCUCUCACAAACCACGACCAUGAGAAUACUGGUGUCGAGUUCUCCCGGCAGCUUUGCUACACAGACGAUAACACCACGGCCAGCUGCGAGCAUGAGACUAGUGGAGAUUGUGCUGUUGGAGGACGAGACUCAAGCCAACGACCGGAUCGGCCAUGGGCUCCAAGGACAACUUCGCAGGGAACCGGGAACACCGGCAGCACCGAUGCUGAUACGGACGUCGUGAUCAAGGGCAAAGAGAACCGACGACGUCGCACGCCUUCGGGGCUACGGACAGGGCAUUUUUGGCUACGAUGGGCAGGAAGGACCGGGAUCUGGCUAUGGCGAGGGAUGGACACAGACAAGAUUAAAUGGGAGAGCGCCGCGCAACAGGCUCGAGCAAGAACGCAUCGAAAACAAGAACGAGACGAGCAGCGACGGAUUCAGCAAGAGCGCAGAGAAGCGACACCCAAGAGACACCCAAGACACACCCAAGCGUCCAACGCCGAAGUCUCUUUCUUCAAGAGUGCACAGCCCUACGACAGUCUUCCAGGAAGGACCACAUCUGUCACUGGGGUCGCUGCCAUCGAACAGUAUCUCAUCGAGCAGCCGCGUCCACUCAGUUUCACGGGCAUUACCGCAGCGCCGCUGGAUGGCCUACUGCCGCGAUGUUUCACCUCUCCAGAACAUGAGAGACUACGCUCCUUCUGCACGGACAGCGUUCAUCCUUCUGAUGCCCCUGACGACCCUCAAAUAAAAACGCCGCUGAACCGCAUGCCCGCAGAAUUUGGGUCUUCGCUACCUGACAGCAUAGCUGACCUCCACGAGAUUGAUACCCAAAGAGGAUUUACCUGUUCGUUCUCAGAACUUGGAACCUCAAGUACCGACAGUGAGACCGCAUUUGGGAGAAGGAGAGUCCACGAGCUUCCCGUGCCAAUUCUACCCACUACAACCACAGUGAAUGACUUCACACGGGCCAUUAAAGCUCAGCGCACGAAGACAACCCCGAAGACGGGAAUGGUAGACCCAUCGACACACCCACGACACUACCGCGGACUUCAAGUCUCCGAGCGUUAA